AAUUAAAGCAACUUACUGAACACUACUGUGCCCAAUAUCCUCUUUAUAUAUAGCUUGUAAAUUUUGAUAUGGACGACCCUUAUUCACUUUAUAUAGUAGGCAAGUGAGGCAACUGGCCAUACUUCCUUAAAUCUUUGUCAUUCUCACUCCUCUUGAAUAUAUUCUUCUGAUAUUCUCUCUUGUGCACAAAAAGAGAGACUAUAGCUAACUAGUUCUUAUAUAAACUCUCAGCUUGAGCAAUUAAUUAUAAUCUAUACACAUACCACACACACCAAUUAGAUAAACCAUGUCGAUUAUUAUCUCUUGUUUUUUCAUCUUUCUUUUGUGUCUCUCCAACCAAAGUUCUUGUAAGGCUCGCCAUGUUAUUGAGGCUCACCAGAAGGGUACGGUGGAAAAGCUUGAUGAAAUGGAGAUGACUAAUAAAGGGCCAUCAGGCGGAUCAGUUGGGCUGACCAAUAAUAAGGGAGAGAAUUACUAUAUUAUGGGUUCUGAUGAUAAUGAAGAGGCUGCUGGUGCAACCACCACUACCACCCCUACUACUACUACCGAUCAAGGAAAGAUGAUGAUGAGUAGUAUGAAUUGGAUAAAGGAGAAGCUUCAAAAGCAUAUUAUAAGAGGAAAAAUUUCAGGAAAAAAGAUAUUUGAGUCUUUAUGCAUAUGUGACGUGGGUUUGUUAAAGGCAACACAAAUAAAGGAACCGAGAAGGAGACUUAUUAAGAGAAGGCUAUCUCUUAAAGAAGAAGUAGAUAAUUUCAACACCACUAGUAAAGUAGAAGACCAUCAUCAUCAUGUUGUAGUCAAAGAUUAUGAGCCACCCCAUGGAACACCCCCUAUUCAUAAUAAACAGACUAACAUACAAAACUAGUUUUUCUAUUUUAAGGCUUAAUUUACAGUACUAGAAAAAUAAAUAAAGAGAUAUUAUAGCGUCUCAUGCUAUAUAUAUAUAUGUAUACAUCGUUUUAGAUCCAAGUUCAUUUUCAGCUAUAUAUGCUGAUCAUAUAUAACUUGGGAAAAUGAUUGUCUUUUUAUGUUUUAUUGCUUAUAUAUAUGUUAGCUUUGUUUAUACUAAUAAGAACAUCAAUCUUA
Molecule: messenger RNA, 1086 nt
Organism: Cannabis sativa
Lineage: Eukaryota; Viridiplantae; Streptophyta; Magnoliopsida; Rosales; Cannabaceae
Exons: 4
Coding region: 287-865 (192 amino acids)
Source: RefSeq, a predicted model, not a curated record